GCGUGGUCUCGGCCGCGCGCCCUGAGGGCUGAGGCGACCGGCGGCCGUUGGCGCGGCUUGGGCGGUUGUCUUGGAGAAGCAAGAUGGCGGCGGCGACGGCGGCCGCGGUGGUGGCGGAGGAGGACACGGAGCUGCGGGACCUGCUGGUGCAGACGCUGGAGAACAGCGGGGUCCUGAACCGCAUCAAGGCUGAACUCCGAGCAGCUGUGUUUUUAGCGCUAGAGGAGCAAGAGAAAGUAGAGAACAAAACUCCUUUAGUCAAUGAGAGCCUGAAAAAGUUUUUAAAUACGAAAGAUGGCCGGCUGGUGGCCAGCCUCGUUGCCGAGUUUCUUCAGUUUUUCAACCUUGACUUCACCUUGGCGGUGUUCCAGCCCGAAGCUAGCACAUUUCAAGGUCUUGAAGGUCGAGAGAAUUUAGCCCGAGAUUUAGGAAUUAUUGAAGCCGAAGGUACUGUGGGUGGACCCUUAUUAUUAGAAGUGAUCAGACGCUGUCAACAAAAAGAAAAAGGGCUGACCAGUGGGGAAGGUGCUCUGGACCUGUCUGAUGUACAUUCUCCACCAAAGUCACCAGAAGGAAAAACAGGCGCACACACUCCCCCCAGUAAGAUACCAAGGUAUAAAGGACAAGGUAAGAAGAAGACAAGCGGGCAGCAGUCUGGUGCCAAGAAGGCCAGCAGUGAUGCUAGUCACAGCGACACCAGUAUCUCAUCGUCAGAACCGAAGAGCAGAAGCAGUCUUCACUUACUGGCCCAUGAAACUAAAAUCGGGUCCUUGUUAAACAACAGCAGUCUCGAUGUCAACGCCAGAGCGGGUCCCGGUCCAGAUGACGAUGACCUGGAAGGGGAUUCUUUCUUCGAUGACCCCCUUCCUAAACCGGAAGCAGCGUACGGUUGGAGAAGUGAACCCAGUAAGCAAGCGGGAAGCCAUGCAUCGCUCUCUGAUGCGCCCCCCCUAAAAAGUGGACUCAGCUCCCUUGCUGGAGCCCCUUCAUUGAAAGAGUCUGAAAGUAAAAGGGGAAACACAAUUCUAAAAGAUCUUAAACUGGUCAACGAUAGAAUCGGAUCCCUUGGAUUAGGGGCUGGAGAAGAAGAUGACUAUGUUGAUGAUUUUAAUAGUACCAGCCAUCGCUCAGAGAAGAGUGAGCUGAGUAUUGGGGAAGAGAUUGAGGAGGACCUCUCUGUGGAGAUGGACGACGUCAACACCAGUGAUAAACUUGGGGACCUGACGCAGGACCUGACCGUGUCCCAGCUCAGUGAUGUCGCUGACUACCUGGAAGACGUCGCCUAGGCCUGCGAGAGGCACGCGCGCUGGGCAGCAAAGGACAGGACUCUGAUCAGUUCCUUUCUUCCCCCAGACAAUCAUUCUUUGCUGGAAUGUCUGCUCCCUGUUGGUGCCUUGUGUUUCAAAAGAUUACAGAUAUUUUUUAAAAUUAACCUUUCAUUAUACUAGACAAAAUAAUUCCUAUUUGAGCCCAUGUGUGGAAGAUUUAAUAUUCCUAAUUUGGCUUAGGUACGUGUGUCCCUGUGAAAGUUGAUUAGGCUCAAAUUCACCACCAGGAGGGAGCCGGUACAGUGCCAGUGCUAAAUGCAUCGUGAAGGCGUCAGUAAAGCUGUAGGUUCACGGCUCCGCGUGCUGCCUGCGGGCUGGCGCCGGGGCUCAGGCGUGGCGGCAGCAGGAGGCGCGUCUGCAGUCAGAGGGUGCGGUGGUGGGUGGCUCCGCAGGGAGCUGGCCUGUGGCCCGGAAGACCUGCAGCCUGGAGCCCGUCACUGUAAGUUACACUUGAUAGGUUGGCUCGGCUUUGCAUCUCCUUCCGUUUGGGAGGUUUGCUGGACCGUUAAGGUUAUAUCAGAAUCCUCGUGUGUGUCCUUCUUAGCUUUGCUCCUUUUAAAGACUGAAAUCUGGAGGUGCUUGUGGUUUCUGAUUGUGGAAUCAGUUUGUGGAACUGUCCCUGAUGCAUUUGAGGUCACCGCCCUGGUUCCAUGUAAGCAGUUUAUUCACAGGUUCUCCUCACUGCAGUUAUAAUUUAUUAUUUGUAAAGAUGCUUUGAAACAUUAAAUACAAAAUGCACCUGAAACCAUGGAGCAGCGCUUUCAUUUCAGAUCUGUAAGCUGGUCAUGUUUAAAUCCGCAUUGGGCUGAAACGGUGGUCAUGGGCUAAGACCAGACCCAGGUGACCAGCUAUACACACUGCUCAGUCUCACUGGGGACCUUCAGGGUCGAGCCGGGGAUGGAGUUUGGGGAAGUCUGAUGCCCCCUGUGCUGCUGUCUGUACAGGUGCCGACACCGUGGUCCUGAGUGUUAAAAAGAGCUGCGGGAGGUGAGGCGUGCUUGUUCGUAAGCACAGCUGUGACCAACGGUUAAAUUCUGUAUUUUUUAAUUUCAAUUACAACUUUUUGUUAAGAGUCGCCUUUGUUAAUAAAAGGAGCAAAUUAGAACUUACUCAUUGAUCUCAAGAAGUGAACAGACUUUGUGGUUUGUAUGCCAGGUUUUCAUUUCAUACGAGUCUACAGACUACACAAAUGCUUACUGGGCUCUGAAAUGCCAAGGGAGAUGAUAAUGUAAGUAUUUAGGUUAUAUGACAUUAGAAUCCGAUUUUAUAAAAUUUCAGUGAAGCUGGGCCGUGAGCCCCAAGAGGAAGCAAGGCAGAAUGUGGUCCAGGGCGGCCUGGGCACCCCCCGUCAGCCCCCAGCUGCGGGCGCCGGUCUCGAUCAGGCAUGUCUCACCACGGUCCGUGUGAGGGAGCAGCGCUGUGUGAAGGUGCAGGCUGCUGUUAGAAGCCCCCAGUGUGCUGUCACAGAAUGCGUCCCUUGGAUGUCAUCUCUGUAAACAGUCACUUCCUAUAGAGAUUAUAAUUCUGUUUUGGCCCCCUGGAAUCUGUCAAAUGUGAUUUAUUUUUUGUAUUGUUUGAUAGGUAGAUUUCUGUGAGGUGGUUUAAAAUCAUUU
This is a messenger RNA of Capra hircus (goat), 2941 nucleotides long. RefSeq names its product FGFR1 oncogene partner (gene CEP43). The record is from RefSeq and is a predicted model, not a curated record. Gene Ontology annotation, molecular function: protein binding. Bases 84 to 1286 code for a protein of 400 amino acids. Gene Ontology annotation, biological process: microtubule anchoring. The transcript has 13 exons. Lineage: Eukaryota; Metazoa; Chordata; Mammalia; Artiodactyla; Bovidae. Gene Ontology annotation, cellular component: centrosome.